Molecule: messenger RNA, 1626 nt
Organism: Botrytis sinoallii
Lineage: Eukaryota; Fungi; Ascomycota; Leotiomycetes; Helotiales; Sclerotiniaceae
Exons: 3
Coding region: 215-1132 (305 amino acids)
Biological process (GO): ergosterol biosynthetic process
Molecular function (GO): C-4 methylsterol oxidase activity; iron ion binding
Source: RefSeq, a predicted model, not a curated record
AUCCAUCCAUCCAUCCAUCCAUCCAUCCAUCCAUCCAUCCAUCUAAUCUCAUUCCCUACCCUGACACACCUCUACUCUACUUUAGUACUUUAUUAGUACUUUACUACUUCUCAAAAACCUCCCUCCUCCUCCUUCUUCUUCCUUCUGGUUACAACACAAUUCUCUUCAAUCUUUUGAUUUCCUUCUUCCCUUUUCCAUAGCUAAAUUCGCAGCUAUGGAUAUCUUAUCAAAUGCAACCAUUGCUGCAACUCCAGCUACCUUUUUAGGUAUUUACGAUGAGUUGAGUAAAUACAAUGUUCAUCUCAACAUAUUUGAAAGACUCUGGGCGAGUUGGUAUGCCUACAUGCAAAAUGAUGUCCUUGCCACUGGUAUCAUGAGUUUUGUGAUGCAUGAAGUCUUUUACUUUGGUCGAAGUCUUCCUUGGGUCAUCAUCGAUCAAAUUCCUUAUUUCAACAAAUAUAAGAUUCAAGGGAAUAAAAUCCCUACUGCUGCCGAACAAUGGACAUGCACAAAACUCGUUCUCCUUUCCCAUUUCACUGUCGAACUUCCUCAAAUUUACCUCUUUCACCCAAUGGCAAAAUACUUUGGAAUGGGUACCGAUGUCCCUUUCCCAUCGAUCUUCACCAUCGCCUAUCAAGUUGCCAUCUUUUUCGUUUUAGAAGACACCUGGCAUUAUUGGAUGCAUCGCGCCAUGCAUUACGGAUGGCUUUACAAGAAAGUUCACAAAAUUCAUCAUCAAUACUCUGCACCCUUUGGUCUCGCUGCCGAAUACGCAUCACCAAUCGAAGUUAUGGUUCUCGGUCUCGGAACUGUCGGAUCUCCAAUUCUCUGGGUUAUGCUCACCGGAAACCUCCACAUUUUGACCAUGUAUAUUUGGAUCGUGUGCAGACUUUUCCAAGCAAUUGAUGCUCAUAGUGGUUAUGAAUUCCCUUGGUCGCUACAUCAUUUCUUGCCUUUCUGGGCUGGUGCUGAACAUCAUGAUACUCAUCAUGAGAAGUUUAUCGGAAAUUACGCAAGCAGUUUCAGAUGGUGGGAUUAUGUUUUGGAUACCGAGAGUGGACCUGAAGCUGCCAAGAGAAGAAGAGAGAGAAAGAUGGAGAAGGAAGCAAAGAUUGCAAAGAAGGCUCAGUAAAUAUUUACUUAGCCUUAUCUCUGCCCCAGACGAAUGAGAAAGUGGAGGCUGUACAUAUUAUGUCAUAGGCCACUUCAAUGGGCUCAUUUGAUCUCUGGGAAAUAGGUAUUAUCCAUCAAGGUUAUGGAUACACGUCCAUCCGGAAGGAUGAACAGAAAAAUAGAUGACUACGAGAGAUGAUAGAUGAGAGAUUCACAAAGUUAUAUUCUGGUAAUAAGGGUAUGGUUUUUGAGAUUUCCGCGAAGAUACCGGAAAUUCAAUCACUGUUCAGAGAUGUGCAUACAUGUAAUGCAGGCGUUGUGGGAAGAGGAGAGAGGGGAUGUAUGAAAUUCUUCUUCUUUUUUAUAGAUUACAUACGUACUUAUACCUAAUUAAUACUUUUUUAUUGAUCAUAUUUUUCAUGAAGCUACUGAAAUGCAUAUUUGGGAGGAGUAUUAUACUUUGAGAACAUAUUAGGUAUAUAAGUAGGUACUUUUAUUCUAAUAUCUCUUCUG